Molecule: messenger RNA, 561 nt
Organism: Belonocnema kinseyi
Lineage: Eukaryota; Metazoa; Arthropoda; Insecta; Hymenoptera; Cynipidae
Gene: NdufV3
Exons: 3
Coding region: 104-421 (105 amino acids)
Cellular component (GO): mitochondrion
Source: RefSeq, a predicted model, not a curated record
UUUACAGGUUGUAACUCGCUUUUACCCAAUUUACCAUUGCUAAAUCACAAACAAUUACCUACAAUUUUUUUUAGGAAAUACUGAUUUUUCAAUUGUAUCAAAGAUGCUUCGAACUUUUGGGGUGCGUCUAGUCCCUCAGGGAGUAAACACGAUUAUUCGUGCUUACGGUGCUCAGUCCUCGACUACACCAACCGGUGCAAAGCAUCCUGCUACGCCGGCAAUAAAUCCAAAUGUAGAAGGUCUUAGUGAAAAUUGUGUGAAAGUACCAAAUCAUCCUGUAGGUCCAGGUGCCUCGAAGGAAAAGGAAUAUAAAAAUCCCGAAUAUUUCUGCUACAACUCUGAAUCCUUUGCAGAAGCUGAAGUAGAAAUUGCUAAAUACAGACUUCCAGCACCAUCGAACAAAGUUAAAUUCAAUAAAUAAAGUUCAUGACUAAAAUUGGGAGAUUUACAUAUAAUCUAGACGAUUGUACUGCAGUGUAUAUAGGUAUAUCUAUAAAUUUAAAAUUAUGGGUAUAUUUUAAGUGUUAUACUUAGAAAUUUAAAUAAAUUACUUCUGUAUUA